Onychomys torridus (southern grasshopper mouse) is the source of this 2883-nucleotide messenger RNA. RefSeq names its product tripartite motif containing 25 (gene Trim25). NCBI's taxonomy places the organism in Eukaryota, Metazoa, Chordata, Mammalia, Rodentia, Cricetidae. Gene Ontology annotation, molecular function: protein binding. The record is from RefSeq and is a predicted model, not a curated record.
CAGCGCGCGCUGUGGUGUCUGCUGCUGUCCCUGCGCGUCCCGUCGGGUGCCCCCAGGAGCGCGAUGGCCGAGCUCUUUCCUCUAGCCGAAGAGCUGUCGUGCUCCGUCUGCCUGGAGCCCUUCAAGGAACCCGUCACCACCCCGUGCGGCCACAACUUCUGCAGGUCGUGCCUGGAUGAGACAUGGGUCGUCCAGGGCCCGCCGUACCGGUGCCCGCAGUGCCGCACGGUGUACCAGGUGCGCCCGCAGCUGCACAAGAACACGGUGCUGUGCGCGGUGGUGGAGCAGUUCCUGCAAGCCGAGCAGGCACGGACGCCGGUGGACGACUGGGUCCCCCCUGCCCGCUCCGCCACUUCCAGCUCAGCCAGCCAGGUGGCCUGUGACCACUGCCUGAAGGAGGUCGCGGUGAAGACGUGCCUCGUGUGCAUGGCCUCUUUCUGCCAGGAGCACCUGAGACCACACUUCGACAGUCCCGCCUUUCGGGACCACUCCCUGCAGCCACCCGUCCGUGACCUGCUGCGCCGCAAAUGUCCCCAGCACAACCGCCUUCGGGAAUUGUUUUGCCCCGAGCACGGCGAGUGCAUCUGCCAUAUCUUGGUAGAGCACAAGACCUGCUCCCCUAUACCCCUAAGCCAGGCCAGCGCCGACCUGGAGGUAGGGAAUGGCCAGUCGGCGCUGGCCUGGCUUAGGGGUAUAGGGGAGCAGGUCUUGUGCUCUACCAGGCAGAUAUGGCAGAUGCACUCGCCGUGCUCGGGGCAAAACAAUUCCCGAAGGCGGUUGUGCUGGGGACAUUUGCGGCGCAGCAGGUCACGGACGGGUGGCUGCAGGGAGUGGUCCCGAAAGGCGGGACUGUCGAAGUGUGGUCUCAGGUGCUCCUGGCAGAAAGAGGCCAUGCACACGAGGCACGUCUUCACCGCGACCUCCUUCAGGCAGUGGUCACAGGCCACCUGGCUGGCUGAGCUGGAAGUGGCGGAGCGGGCAGGGGGGACCCAGUCGUCCACCGGCGUCCGUGCCUGCUCGGCUUGCAGGAACUGCUCCACCACCGCGCACAGCACCGUGUUCUUGUGCAGCUGCGGGCGCACCUGGUACACCGUGCGGCACUGCGGGCACCGGUACGGCGGGCCCUGGACGGACCCAUGUCUUCAUCCACGGCACGACCUGCAGAAGUUUGUGGCGCACGGGGUGGUGACGGGUUCCUUGAAGGGCUCCAGGCAGACGGAGCACGACAGCUCUUCGGCUAGGAAAGAGCUCGGCCAUCGCGCUCCUGGGGCACCCGGACGGGACGCGCAGGGACAGCAGCAGACACCACGGCGCGCGCUGCUCGGGGAAGCAGCGAAGGAAACGAAACUGGACAGGAGGGGCGGGCGCCCUGGGUUUUCAAGGAAGUCACGUGGGUCCCGGGAGGGGGCUCGGGCCAGAGGCCUCUGGGCUGGUGUUGGGAAGCUGAAGAGUGCAGAACACAUGGUGGACAGAAGACUACAAGUGUUCAUUGGGACAAGUGGAUGGUCAGUGGGAGAGCCGUCUGUGUGGGUGUUCACAACCUUGACAAACCUAGCUCUUGGAGUGGGUGGGGAGGAGCUACCUACAGCCGGUCAAUCCCUUUUCUCCGGCACAGGUGACAUGGGAGAUCUUGGUACAGAGUCCACACCCAAGGCCACACGUCCUGGGAAGAAGACCCCACAGGAAAAGAAGACCAAGAAAGCCUCUGCUGCAACUGGCCCCAGCCAAAGCUCUUCCUCAUCCAACAAGUUUCCCACCUUUGGAGCUCCUGGACCGUCAAUGGACUUUAAAACAACUGUCCCUGAGGCCACACCCCAAGCCAACACCCCACAGUCAAACUCUGCUGCACUCAAAGCUAAGAUCCUAGAAAACUUCCUAGCCAAGUCCAGAGCUGAGCUUCUGGAGUAUUUCGUUAAAAUUGUCUUCGACUACAAUACUGCCCACAACAAAGUAGUCCUUUCAGACAACUACACCACCGCUUCUGUGGCUGACGGGCUCCAGCACUACCGGUCACAUCCCCAGAGGUUCACCUACUGCUCUCAGGUUCUGGGGCUGCAUUGCUAUAAAAAAGGCAUUCACUACUGGGAGGUGGAGCUACAGAAGAACAACUUCUGUGGCGUAGGCAUCUGCUAUGGCAGCAUGGAGCGGCAGGGCCCUGAGAGUCGGCUGGGCCGGAACGCCAACUCGUGGUGUGUGGAAUGGUUUAAUAACAAGAUCUCUGCCUGGCACAACAAUGUGGAGAAAACUCUGCCCCCCACCAAGGCCACUCGAGUCGGUGUACUCCUCAACUGUGACCAUGGCUUCGUCAUUUUCUUUGCUGUCACAGAAAAGGUCUAUCUGAUGUACAAGUUCAAGGUGGACUUUACUGAAGCCCUGUACCCAGCCUUCUGGGUGUUCUCUGCGGGUACCACGCUUUCCAUCUGCUCCUCCAAGUAGGCGGGCCACUAGGCCAGCCUCGGACACCUGGACUUGCUGGGGAACAUCCAAGACUGGAAAAACGCUGUUGGGGGGGGCAUUCUACUUGGAGAACUUCUGAGUCCCCAACAGAUAGGAGAUUGGGAGGGGAGCUGGGGAAGAGGCAAGAGACAACAGGGGAGAUUUGGCUCAGAAAGGGGUGGGGUGACUGUCUUGUGGGUGGGGAAGCAUAUCUACCUCCUGGUGCCGCUGAGGGCAGGAUGACCUCCUCCCAGUGUUCUGGGAAAUCUCAGGCUGCUAGCCACUUGGGCAGGGCUUCAGAGAGUCAAAUUAUUAGUGCCUCUGUUGUCUUACAGAAAAUCUGUAGCCAUGUUUUUUCUCAAGUGAUGGAUGUCUACUCUCUGGGGUGGCCUUCAGACCUUUGUAUUUUGAUUAUGUUCUAGAUUAAAAAAAAAAAGACAGAGGCAG